Molecule: messenger RNA, 597 nt
Organism: Chlorella variabilis
Lineage: Eukaryota; Viridiplantae; Chlorophyta; Trebouxiophyceae; Chlorellales; Chlorellaceae
Product: expressed protein
Exons: 3
Coding region: 1-597 (198 amino acids)
Source: RefSeq, a predicted model, not a curated record
AUGCAGCAUUGCCGCACCGACAGCGCCACCCCAGGCGGGCUGCUGCAUUCUCCCACCGCCGCCCCGCCGCCGCCGCCGUCGCCACCGGCGCCUGCCGUCUCACGCUUCCACACCCAUGUUCCCGUCUUCAGGCGGGCGGCGGGUGCGCAUCGGGUGUCUGCGCUGUUUGGCUUCGGCAAGGGCAGCAGCGAGAAGUCGGAGAAGGAGCUGGAGAAGGAGGAGCAGUUCCGCAAGCAGCAGGAGGUGCUGGCGCGCCGGCGCACCAACUCGUGGCAGGCUGAGGUGGUGGAUCGGCGCAAGGAGGUCAGCAAGUACCUGCAGAAUCCGGAGUACCGCAAGCAGGUGGACGCGGAGAAGCGGGCACGGUUCAAGGCCAAGAAGGAGCAGGAGGAGAAGGAGAAUCCCAUCCCCAAGUUUGGGAUCAUCGUGCCCCUGGCGCCCUUUGGCAUGCCGGAUUAUGAUGAGACCGAGCGGUUUGAUCUGCGGCUGCCCUUUGUGGACUUUGGCGACCCGGAUCCGGAGCUGGAGAACGACCCUCUGGGCCUCAAGCAGCUGGGCAAGGCCUUUGGCUUCGGCAAGAAGAAGGAGGGAAAGUGA